AAAGCUUAUAGUAUCAUUCUGUUAUAGUUUCCACUGGACAUCCACGCGGACUCCUGAAGACGCACCACUCGCCUUUGCUGGCUCUGAGUCUGCGAUAAUCUUUACCAACACACUCGUUAUUACCUCUGCGGAGAGGAAUCAACACAGUCAUGCCGCAGAAAGCCGCUCAGCAAGCUGGUAUGCCCGAAGGGCGCGGAGUUAGGUACGACGAGAUCGAUAUGGCGCUCUUCCGCGCCAAGCUCUCCUACCAUGCGACGGCCGAAGAGCGCAUGGCGUCGCGAGAUCCCAAUCUCGUCUCUAUCUCAGAACAUCAAGCGCGACUGUUGAGGCUCUGGGAGAUGCACCAGCACUCGAGGGAGGAAAAGAACGGCGGUAACAUGACACCGGCCGAGAGGAACCAGCUGGCGCAGUUUCAAUGGCGAUACAAACGAUUGGAGGACCUCGCCACGCAGGGCACGAGGUAGUAGCCAGGGACGACGGCAGCAUCAACAUGAGAGUUAUUUGGAAGAGCGGCAUCAUGGGGCGUUUCGUUAGAUGUAGAUUCACGAAGCUUUUGGUUGUUGAUUCGAGACAACCCGGCUUGAGUUUUAAAUGGCCCGUGAAUCCUGAUUUUGUUUGGUUCUUGUUCUUGUCCGUGUCCUUGAUUUCCUUUUAGCCUGCUGGAUACUUGCAUCUAAACGUUAUUUCCUCUCUCUCUGUCUGUCUGUCUAUUUCAUUGUUGUUCUUUUCUCCUGCCGGGCCACAUAGUACCCAACAUUCGCUUGACCAGCCCUGUACGUACGCAGACCUCGAGGCGGACACGUUCACGCACCACAUGCACGCCAUCUAGACUAGCCGCAGUAGCACCGAACUACCAAGUUAGCACCACCUCCUUCCCCCUCGACGUCAAGCAUGUAACCCAACCCAAUUCGAUCAACGCCAGCCCCAUUGCAACGGUAACGCGCCGUUCCCCGUCCAGCA
Aspergillus vadensis CBS 113365 is the source of this 960-nucleotide messenger RNA. RefSeq lists its product as uncharacterized. Lineage: Eukaryota; Fungi; Ascomycota; Eurotiomycetes; Eurotiales; Aspergillaceae. The transcript has a single exon. The coding region runs from base 150 to 464 and encodes 104 amino acids. The record is from RefSeq and is a predicted model, not a curated record.